UCCGUCCCGCACAAUGACUCAGCGAGUGACUCAGGUCUCGUGACUGUCCUGCCUCCCCUCGGGAGGCACCGACCUCUGAUUGGCCGCCCUCCCAUCGCUGCUAUCGGCGUCAUCGCCUGCCACCGCCUCGUCACGCUGUGCCUAUCCGGCCCUCGCCAUCUUCUCCUCACCUGCCUUCUCUUUCUCCUCAUCUUGUACCCCGUCAGUAAGUAGCCGGUCUUCCAGCUACUUCUUUCAGUGUACAGACCAUAACCUUAUAGUCCCCAGUUACUUGGCUACUAGGUACCGUCAUCUUGCACUUCUCCAUCAUCUCAUCAAUCCUCCGCUAGUAUCAUCGUUUAUAUACGUAUCAUCACCGCAAUGAGAGUUUUACCAGCUACAUUGCUGGUUGGUGCGGCCACUGCAGCCGCCCCUGCCCAGCAGGUCCUUGGCGGUUUCCAAGACUUCAAGGACUUCGGAAGCAACCUCCAGGAAACCCUGAAGGAAAGCCUGCCUAAGGUGAACAAGCCGCUCCAGAACUUCCAAGAGCAGCUUAAGUCUCUGUCCGAUGAGGCUCGUGGCCUGUGGGAGGAGGUUGCGAACGCUUUCCCCGAUAACCUCGACCACAACCCUGUCUUCUCUCUACCGAAGAAGCACACCCGCCGCCCUGACUCCCACUGGGACCACAUCGUCCGUGGAUCUGAUGUCCAGAGCGUCUGGGUCACUAACGAUGAUGGCGAGAAGGAAAGAGAUGUUGAGGGUAAGCUUGAGGCCUACGACCUUAGGAUCAAGAAGACAGACCCGGCUGCCCUCGGGAUCGACCCGAAUGUGAAACAGUUCACGGGUUACUUGGAUGAUAACGAGAAUGAUAAGCAUUUGUUUUACUGGUUCUUCGAGUCGCGAAAUGACCCUGAGAACGACCCCGUUGUUUUGUGGCUGAACGGUGGCCCUGGUUGCUCCUCCCUGACUGGUCUCUUUAUGGAGCUUGGCCCUAGCAGCAUCAAUGAGAAGAUUAAGCCAGUCUACAAUGACUUCUCAUGGAACUCCAACGCUUCCGUGAUCUUCUUGGACCAGCCUGUCAACGUUGGCUACUCUUACAGCAACAAUGCUGUCAGCGACACGGUUGCUGCUGGCAAGGACAUUUAUGCCUUGCUUACUCUCUUCUUCAAGCAGUUCCCUGAGUAUGCGAAGCAGGACUUCCAUAUUGCUGGAGAAUCUUAUGCUGGCCACUACAUUCCCGUUUUCGCUUCUGAGAUUCUUGCUCACGAGAAGCGUAACAUUAACCUGAAGUCUGUUUUGAUUGGAAACGGGUUGACUGAUGGUCUCACUCAAUAUGAAUACUACCGCCCCAUGGCCUGUGGUGAUGGUGGUUACCCUGCUGUGUUGGAUGAGAGCGCCUGCCGGUCCAUGGACAACUCCCUUGGUCGCUGCCAGUCCAUGAUUGAGUCUUGCUACAGCAGCGAGAGUGCAUGGAUCUGUGUUCCUGCCUCUAUCUACUGUAACAAUGCUCUCCUCGCUCCUUACCAACAAACCGGACAGAACGUGUACGAUGUUCGCGGUAAGUGUGAGGACGAGAGCAACCUUUGCUACAAGGGCAUGGGCUACGUCUCUGAAUACCUGAACAAGCCGGAAGUCCGCAACGCUGUCGGUGCCGAAGUUGAAGGCUAUGACUCCUGCAACUUUGACAUCAACCGCAACUUCCUCUUCCAUGGUGACUGGAUGAAGCCCUACCACCGUCUUGUCCCCGGCAUCCUUGAGCAGAUCCCUGUCCUCAUCUACGCUGGUGACGCCGAUUUCAUCUGCAACUGGCUCGGAAACAAGGCCUGGACCGAGGCCCUCGAAUGGCCUGGCAAGAAAGAGUACGCUCCCCUUCCUUUGGAAGAUAUCAAGAUCGUCGACAACGAGCACAAGGGCAAGAAGAUCGGCCAGGUCAAGAGCCACGGCAACUUCACCUUCAUGCGUCUUUACGGCGGUGGUCACAUGGUUCCCAUGGACCAGCCUGAAUCGUCCCUUGAGUUCUUCAACCGAUGGCUAGGUGGUGAAUGGUUCUAGAUGAGAUACGACAAGACAAGUCUGGUCUUUAGACAUUGAUUACAUGUGUGAUGUGUUAUAAUCCUUGCCCUUUUUAGUGCCUCGGAACACGAUUUGUUUGCUAUAGUUUUAUUGAAUCCUUUGACAAUGCAACAUGUUCCCCUCUAAGACUAAAAUGUCUCGUUUAUAGUCUAGAUUGUAUGACUGCCUACAUGGUCCUUAUCGUUUUAUAUAUACUGUUAAAACAAAUGCUCCCGAAUCGUAGUAUGCCUACAAGGUAAUAUCAUAGAGACAUCUCAUAAGCUUGUCGAGUACUUAGAAUUAGCUUCGUGCUGCUCGAUCAAUUUUGACAAGAUGCGGGAGUGUGGAGUAGGGUUGGCUAUAGAAGGAUAUGUGGGCAUCAACA
Molecule: messenger RNA, 2416 nt
Organism: Aspergillus versicolor CBS 583.65
Lineage: Eukaryota; Fungi; Ascomycota; Eurotiomycetes; Eurotiales; Aspergillaceae
Gene: cp3
Product: carboxypeptidase C PRC1
Exons: 3
Coding region: 361-2031 (556 amino acids)
Biological process (GO): proteolysis
Cellular component (GO): fungal-type vacuole
Molecular function (GO): serine-type carboxypeptidase activity
Source: RefSeq, a predicted model, not a curated record